UUCCCUGGAAAUAAUUACAUAUAUUGAUAUUUGAAUUAAAAUAAAAAUCUUCUCUCCUGAUCAGAUCUGCAGCAGCAGUACGCACUGACUGAGCGAAUUCUCCAGACCGCCAGAGCCGUAGACAAGACACCUAAUAGGUAGAAGAUGAGUUUAAUGAGUUUGGAAGACAGCCAUCUAUUGGCUUCGGAUUAUUCUUUUUGUUCAUUGUAAGUAAAUUCUUGUAAUUUCGUUUUUGGGAAGGCGAUGCAUCAACAAAUGUUUUGUAAUUAAACGAGGUUUGUUGAUGAUAUGGAAGGAUUUGAGGAUAAAGUGGCUACAAACGACAUGACUAGGAACAUGGAACUUAUUCAAAAACAAUGUAAUCUUCCUUUGAAAGCCGAAGGCCAUGUCAUGAUGGAAUCUCCGGUAAUGUGUGAAUCCUUGACAAGUCAUUGGCCUCAGAACUCGCCUCACAAGUGUGCAGAUAUUACUGAGGAUUUGGAUUUAAGCAGAUGCGUAACUUCUUUUGGGGGAUCUGAACCACCUCAUACUAGCCCUUAUUCUGUGGAGAACAUUGAAACUGGGACAGCAGUUGCCGAUCUAGGAGUUGAUCAUACCUCCAAUUUGGCUUUACUAAACACCACGAUUGGUCCUAGACACAGCCAGUUGAAACACAUAUAUCAUUUAGCGGGUGCCUCUAGAUGUAAGGUUUAUGAUGGAGAUUCUCUGCCGCAGAAAAUGGAUAAGAUAUUGGUGAGAGUCAGAGAGCAGCUUGCAAGAGUUCCUCUUGAUAAGCAGAGUUUGAAUACUUUCACAAGCAAGCAAAAUGAUCGGAAUCUAGAAGGAAUUUCAGCAUAUCUAAGGGCUACAAGCAAGAAGAAUAUUUCAGGUGAUGGAUUGCCUACUGCGGCUGUCCAUUUGAAAACCUUAUCUGCUUCUAAUUUUUCCAUAUUAUGUGCAAAGAGAACUUCAAAGGGAAAAGGGGUAGUAAGCAUAGACCCUGAAACUCCAUGUGAACUUGAUAAAGGCAUUGUCGGGCAAAAUGAUGAUCGAAUGAAUUGCAUGGCUAAGAUUGUUUCUGAUGGGUUGCUGAACUCAAGUGCCAAAAGUGACAAGAUUUCUUUGCAUAGGAUUAAUGUGUCUGCUGAUAGGUCUUUUCAUGAUGGGAUCAGCUUGAGGGAGUGGCUGAAACCUGGGGCUCAUAGAAAAGAUAAAUCUAAAAGCCUGCUUUUGUUCAGGCAGAUUGUGGAGUUGGUUGAUUCUGCACACUCUCAAGGUCUUGUCUUGCAAGAAUUACGACCAUGCUAUUUCAAUUUGUUGUCAUCUAAUAAGAUUAUUUACACUGGUUCUUCUAUCAAAGACCCAGACUCUUCUGUUGAUCAGGAUUUGAAUAGGAAACGACCACUGGAAAAAGAUACAUGUGCUAAUCUCAGGAGUGCAAAGCAGCAAAAAAUCAGUAAGGAGACAAAAUCUACAAGUUACCAGCCUACAAACUUGAAUUGCAGAUCAAAAAACAGGACAAAUGAUGGGAUUGUUUAUUUUAAUGCUGAUAUGCAAGAUUCUGAUUAUGGUGAGCACCAUGAUCAAGUCAACUACAACUACCCUAGUACAUCUUCUACAACCAGACAACAGUCCAUUUCUGAAACUAGUCAUUUGGAAGAAAAGUGGUAUGCUUGUCCAGAGGAGCUAGCUGAGAGAGGCUGCACCUUUCCAUCAAAUGCCUAUGGACUUGGGGUUCUCCUUUUUGAGUUCCUAUGUUGUUUUGAGCCAAGGGAGACGUAUCCUGCAAUUAUGUCAGAUUUGCGGCAUCGAAUUCUUCCGCCAAGUUUUCUUUCAGAAAAUCCAAGGGAAGCUGGAUUUUGUCUCUGGCUUCUUCAUCCUGAACCUUUCUCUCGUCCAACAACUAGGUAUUGUCUUGCUUGGCAGAUGCAUAUGGCUAUGCUUGCAGGUUAUCUUGGUAGAGAUAUAACCAUCCCGCUGGUCCAGGGAAAUACUUAAGUCUGAGUUGAUGUGUGGAAUCAAAGAAUUAUCUUCUGAAGAUAUUUUAUCUACAUCUGCUGCUCAAAGUGAUGCUGAAUUAGACCUAUUGCUUCAUUUUCUACUUUCAGUAGAGGAACAAAAGCAGAAACAUGCCUCCAAGUUA
Molecule: messenger RNA, 2122 nt
Organism: Carica papaya (papaya)
Lineage: Eukaryota; Viridiplantae; Streptophyta; Magnoliopsida; Brassicales; Caricaceae
Source: RefSeq, a predicted model, not a curated record